Molecule: messenger RNA, 694 nt
Organism: Sinocyclocheilus rhinocerous
Lineage: Eukaryota; Metazoa; Chordata; Actinopteri; Cypriniformes; Cyprinidae
Product: neutral cholesterol ester hydrolase 1-like
Exons: 1
Molecular function (GO): hydrolase activity
Source: RefSeq, a predicted model, not a curated record
GUUCCCAUCCUAUACAGAUCAUUCGUGGCCCGCUUUUGGCUGGAGUACCUAAACGGUGAGCAGAAACUUGUUCCUGCUUUGCUGGCAAACAACCACACAGCUCUGGAUCAGGGUCAGGAGAUAGCAGCGGCCAAAGCCAAGACUGACUGGACCAAGCUUCUUCCGGUGGCCUUCCAGAAGAGCUAUAAACCUAUGUUUCCGCUUCAAGGUGACUCAAAGCUGCUGGAGAAGCUGCCAGGCCUGCUGGAUGUGAGAGCGGUGCCUUUACUUGCUGAUAUGAAAGUGCUGAAGGCCGUGCCGCCCGCUUACAUCAUGACCUGUGAGCAUGACGUGCUGAGAGACGACGGACUCAUGUACGCCACGCGACUGGAGGAGGCCGGAGUGGACGUCACUGUUGAUCACUAUGAAGAUGGUUUCCAUGGAUGCCUCAGUUUCGCUUUUGGACCCUUUCGGUUUUCUGUUGGAAGACGAAGUCUUGGGAACUACAUCCAUUGGCUGAAAGAGAACCUCUAAAGACUCAUAUAGGCUGGGUUUAUGUUAAAUAUAUUUUAAUUUUAAAUUAGAUUUUUAAAUUUAACAUACAGUCCAAUAUGAAAAGGCUUCAAAGUUAUUGCUACAAAAUCUGAACAAACAUGCUGUUUUAAUACAGGGAAUUUAUGAUAAAAUUUUAUUUAAAGCUGCAGUCCGUAACUUU